Micropterus dolomieu (smallmouth bass) is the source of this 1531-nucleotide messenger RNA. It is a transcript of the gene cebpb, whose product is annotated as CCAAT enhancer binding protein beta. The record is from RefSeq and is a predicted model, not a curated record. The transcript has a single exon. Gene Ontology annotation, molecular function: DNA-binding transcription factor activity, RNA polymerase II-specific; RNA polymerase II cis-regulatory region sequence-specific DNA binding. Bases 209 to 1072 code for a protein of 287 amino acids. Gene Ontology annotation, biological process: DNA-templated transcription; regulation of transcription by RNA polymerase II. Lineage: Eukaryota; Metazoa; Chordata; Actinopteri; Centrarchiformes; Centrarchidae.
AGAUCUGUCAAUUCCUUCCCCGAUCCAUGAGCGCUGUCUCUCCAAAGUAGUUUCACUGCAUGCUGUCACAGGCAGUGACACAGGGGAUUUAAACUCACAACAUUCCGACAGUUGAGACAUUUCACAAGUGAGGCAGCGGAACCAAAACCACUCUGGGCGUCUCAUCUCAGCCCUCCAUGCUCCUGCAAUCCGGCGGGUGUUAAGAUCCAUGGAAGUGGCCGGCUUCUACGACGAGGGCAGCUUUGCUAUCCACAGUAGAGACAGCAUUAUCAGUCCCAUCGGCAGCGGCUCGUACUGGAGGGUCGGCGACCCGAUGACGGAGGUGGGCAUUGAAGAGCGGGAGAGAGCGAUAGACUUCAGCGUUUACCUGGAUUCAGCUUUGCACUGUCCGCAGCAGCAGCAACAGGGAGACGUUUUCUCAGAUUUCCUGGCGGAGAGCAACAAGAUCAAGAGAGUUGCAGCUUUACAGAACUACAAGAACUACUCGCUGUUGAACGAGCUGGAGGCGAGUCAGUGCGACAACUUGAGGGACCCCAGGGAGCCCUACGCGCUGGGUUACGCUGAGCUGCAGGAGACCCGUGUGGAUAGUGUGCUCAGCCCUGAACUCGUCGGGAGCCGCUACAGAGCUGCGGCUGCUGCUGCUGAGAGAGACGACAGCCAGGAAGACGCAAAGAUGGAGAACGGGUCGUCUGGUUUUGACAUGAGGUAUCUUCAUUACCAGUCCACCAGCGGCAGUCUUGGAAACAUCUCCACCGCGUCCUCGACUUGCUCCAGCCCGCCCGGCACACCUGCCCCGUCAGGUAAAAGCAGGUCACCGUCGCACGGUGGCAAAAUGUCCAGCGGGAAAGCAAAGAAACGCCUGGACAAGGACAGUGAAGAGUACAGGGUGAGGCGGGAGAGGAACAACCUCGCCGUGAGGAAGAGCAGGGACAAAGCCAAAAUGCGCAACAUGGAGACUCAACAUAAAGUGCUGGAACUGGCUGCAGAAAAUGAUCGUUUACAAAAGCGUGUAGAGCAGCUGUCCAGAGAGCUGGCCACCCUGCGCAACCUGCUCUCUGCCACCGGACCAUAGAAACCUCCAGGAUCUCUGAGCUGCUUGUCAUCAUUGAUGGACUUUAGAGGCGGAGGUGAUCCACUGAACAAGUGUUGAAAACGGUACGCUUCACAGGUGAAGACAGUGACCACCAGUUUACAAGGGCACUUUGAAUGGGACUGAAGAAGUGGGCGCAUGGAUUGCGCAAUCAUUCACGAUUCUUCACAUGUCACAGUAGCUUGAUUCUCAGAUGUAAUUUUGUGUAUGCAGUAUUUCUGUGCAGGUUUUACAUACAUGCGAGUGAAUUUCUACAUUUUGUCCUAUAUGGAUCACUGGUUUUCAAGAAAAGAUGUGUUGUACUGCAGUGAAAUGAUGCAACUCUUUGUAAUAGUAUUGGCAAUGAAUGAAAUAAGUCUUUAUUUAAUAUUAAAAGGGGAAAUGCUUUAAUUGUACUUGAUAUUAUAUUGAAUUAAACAGAUUUAUACUUUGUCUAAAAGA